This is a messenger RNA of Pleuronectes platessa (European plaice), 7692 nucleotides long. It is a transcript of the gene slc9a1a, whose product is annotated as solute carrier family 9 member A1a. Gene Ontology annotation, molecular function: sodium:proton antiporter activity. The coding region runs from base 969 to 3383 and encodes 804 amino acids. The record is from RefSeq and is a predicted model, not a curated record. The transcript has 13 exons. Gene Ontology annotation, biological process: proton transmembrane transport; sodium ion transport; regulation of pH. Gene Ontology annotation, cellular component: membrane. Lineage: Eukaryota; Metazoa; Chordata; Actinopteri; Pleuronectiformes; Pleuronectidae.
AAAUGUAUUUCAGGAGGUUUUCUGUCACUCUCUCCCCACGAGACACCUUAAACCCUCCAUUCCUAUAGGUGUCACUAGAGUCGGCCUCCCCCCUCCUGCUCCUCCUCUCCUCCUCCUCUCCUCCUCCUCCUCCCAGGGUGUGUGUUUUGAAGGUUGUACGAGCUAAACAGAAUCGCUCCCCCCCCUCGCUCAGGCUUCACAACCCGGGACGAGCCUCCCGGAGCUGGGGGAUCAUCAACACAGCCAGAGUCUCCUCCGCUCUUCAAUCAUCCCCAGCCCGCGGGUCUCUCUGUGCUGCUGGGCCGCCGGCCGAGCUCCUGUCCUCCCGGGGACUCACCGAGAGGGAAACGCCGCAUCCACACGGACACUGUAAAAGAGAAAAAGUUGAAACACGCAGGACGUACGGCGGGAAGACGAUGUGUCAGCCGUGCGGCUUCUCCUCAAGGUCAGCAUCGGGGCACAGCCGCCUCACGGAGCACUUUAUCGGGCAGUCGGAGAGGAGCCCUCCUCGGCGAGGCGCGGAGCGGAUGCCCCUGUUUCCUCUGUUACCUCCAGCAUCAGCGGGGACAUCUUCCAAGCACACCGACAGCCACUGACAGGGAAGCCGGGGACAAACUUGGGGAAACGCGUCUGUGUGAAUAACACAAGGAAAGGAGAAGGAGCAGCGUGUACUUUCACAGCGGUAUUGUGAAAGUCAGCUCCAGCCGCUCCCCCGCCUUCUUCCUUCGGCCUGUGUCGGUGCUGGUGUUCACCUGGCGACGGGGGAACGAACCAGAGCCGGAUCCGAAGCUAGCUAACGUCCCCGGGGAGAAGGGGCUCCCGGUUCGGUGCACGCUAGCCGAACCCACCGCUGAACUCACGAGCUUAAUCAACGAACCAAACAUUACGAAGUUGUUAGUGACUCAACUUCCUUGAACCUGUUCAGGUUUUUUACCAAGCGGACUUUAAAGUAUCAUUUCCUCGACAACAUGCCCUCGGGGACGGGCUCUCUCCACCCGGCCGGGACCGGGAGGAGGCUACCGGAGCGGGGGCUGCUCCUGCUGGUGGUGCUGGUGCUCCUGGAGGGAUCCGUGCUCCCCCUCGGAGCCGCCGGCUCUCCGGAUGUCACUCCUCCGGAACAUGGAGGCGGCCACAAAGCCUCGGACCCGGGACACAACUUCACCAAAAAGGCUUUCCCUGUGCUCAGCCUCGACUACCACCACAUACAGCUCCCAUUUGAAAUCGCAUUAUGGGUGCUGCUGGCGUCUUUAAUGAAAUUAGGGUUCCACCUGAUUCCUCGUCUGUCCAGCAUUGUGCCAGAGAGCUGCCUGUUGAUUGUGGUGGGCCUGCUGGUGGGGGGGCUCAUCAAAUUGGCUGGAGAGGAGGUCCCACCACUGCUGGACUCCAAGUUGUUCUUCCUCAUCCUGCUCCCGCCUAUCAUCCUGGACGCCGGCUACUUCCUGCCCAUCCGCCCGUUCAUGGAGAACCUGGGCACGAUCCUGAUGUUCGCCGUGGUGGGGACCCUGUGGAAUGCCUUCUUCAUCGGGGGCCUCCUGUACGGCGUGUGCCAGAUCCAGCCCGAGCACUCGAGCCUCCACGCAAUAGAGCUGCUGCCUUGCCUGCUGUUCGGCUCCAUCAUCUCGGCCGUGGAUCCCGUCGCUGUGCUCGCUGUGUUUGAGGAGAUCCACAUCAACGAGCUGCUGCACAUCCUGGUGUUCGGCGAGUCCCUGCUGAACGACGCCGUCACUGUGGUGCUGUACCACCUUUUUGAGGAGUACACAGCCGCUGGGACGGUGACGGUGGUCGAUUGCAUACUUGGAAUGAUCUCCUUCCUGGUGGUUGCGUUGGGGGGCGUUCUAGUGGGAGCCAUCUACGGCUUCCUGGCUGCCCUGACCUCGCGCUUCACCUCCCACGUGCGUGUCAUCGAGCCACUUUUUGUCUUUGUGUACAGCUACAUGGCCUACCUGUCGGCGGAGAUGUUCCACCUCUCCGGCAUCAUGGCGUUGAUCGCCUGUGGAGCGGUGAUGCGGCCCUACAUGGAGGCCAAUAUAUCCCACAAGUCCCACACCACCAUCAAGUACUUCCUGAAGAUGUGGAGCAGCGUCAGCGAGACGCUCAUCUUCAUCUUUCUGGGCGUGGCCACGGUGGAUGGACCCCACUACUGGAACUGGACCUUCGUCACCGUCACCGUGGUCCUGUGUCUGGUGGCGCGGGUCAUAGGUGUGGUCGGCUUGACCUUCAUCAUCAACAAGUUCCGCAUUGUGAAGCUUACCACCAAGGACCAGUUCAUUAUAGCCUACGGUGGCCUGCGAGGUGCCAUCGCCUUCUCCCUGGGCUUCCUGCUGGACAGCGAACUCUUCCCCAUGAGAAAGAUGUUCCUCACGGCCAUCAUCACCGUUAUCUUCUUCACGGUCUUCGUACAGGGCAUGACCAUCAAGCCCCUGGUGGAGCUUCUGGCAGUGAAGAAGAAGCAGGAGGCCAAGCGCACGAUUAACGAGGAAAUCCACACCCAGUUCCUCGACCACCUCCUGACUGGUAUUGAGGACAUCUGUGGACACUAUGGACACCACCACUGGAAGGACAAACUGAACCGCUUCAACAAGAAGUAUGUGAAGAAGUUCCUGAUUGCCGGCGAGCGCUCCAAGGAGCCACAGCUCAUCGCCUUCUAUCACAAGAUGGAGAUGAAACAGGCCAUUGAGCUGGUGGAGAGCGGCGGGGGAGUCAAGAUGCCUGCUGCUGUUCCCUCCACCGUCUCCAUGCAGAACAUUCAGCCCAAGAAGCCUCCUGCUCCCAAGACUGGGGACCGAGCCAUGCCGGCGCUGCCUAAGGGCAGAGAGGAGGAGAUCAGGAAGAUCCUGAGGAGCAACCUCCAGAGGACACGACAGAGGCUGCGCUCCUACAACAGACACACGCUGGUGAUUGAUCCGUUUGAAGAUGGACUCAGUGACUUGCUCAUCAAGAAGCAUAAGAUGAUUGAGCUGGAGAAGAAGAUUAAACAGAUGAAUAACUACCUGACGGUGCCGGCUGCCCCUCCCGACUCGCCGACUAUGUGUCGAGCCCGACUGGCCUCAGGGAGAAACACUGAUUUCACUCCUGCUCAGCAGCAGAAAGGGAACCGGGCCGGAGCAGACCCACAGGCCUACAGCAUGAAGCCGGAGUCGGGCAGCGUGCCGAGCAUCCAGGUGGACCUGGCCUCCCCUCAGUCUCCAGACUCUGUCAACGUGAUGGAUGAGUUCAGACGGGCCAAGCGGGAGGAGGAGGACGAGGAGCAGGGCCUGAUGAUGAAGCCCCCCCACGGGCAGAGCGGACCUAGCAAGACGGGCGAGCCGCAGAAGAUGACGCGGUGUCUCAGUGACCCGGGUCCCAGCGCCGACGAGGAGGAGGACGAACCCUUCCUGCCGUAGAGCGGCGGAGCGGCUGUGGAGGGAUCGGGGGGCUUGGCUAGAGGAGAGAGAGCUGCUUCACCGCUCUAGAUGAUCUCUUUGGUUCAGAAACCAAAGAAGCCAAAACUGCUGAAGCUGUACAAAGAUUACCUGAAAGAAAAAAGAGCCAUUAGUUUGUUAUUGUCAUUGCUCUUUAUUUUUUUAGACCGGCUUUGAGCAGCAGACGCUGAGAGAUUAUGAUGGAUCAUGUGAGACAUUCAGGAAAGAACUAUGCAUUACCAAAGGUCUGGACUGUUGGUCAGACAGAGUCCUUCUCACCUUAGUGUCCGACUGGUUUAUUUCUUACUUCUUGAUUUCAUAGUUGUCAAAUCAAGUCAAAUCAAACUACUUCAGUCCAGUUUUUCUCUUGAAAAUAGCUGAAAAUCCAAACACGUAGUGAGUCAAACAAAUACUUUUGCCUUAUUUUAAUGUCAGAUCUUUUCACUUGGUGCAUUUUAAUUUCAGGGGGCACUGACGAAUGUUUUUUGAGGUGCAGGUUAAAGCUGGAUGUAUUUAGCCACUCUUUAAAGUCAUGUGGCCUCGUGGAGGGAACUGACGGAAACUCCCUCGCUCUUGUAUAAAGUAGUUUUGACCUUUGUGAAGCUGAGUGUGCGACAGAUGUUUUUAAUGUCAGUCGUCACACUUGAGUUAAAUCACAUGUUCUCACGUUAGGGCUGCUCGAUUAGGGAAAACAUCAUAAUCACGAUUAUUUUGGAUAAUAUCAAAAUCACGAUUAUUUUAACGAUUAUUAAUAUGUGCCCUUAUUCUGAAUUCUAUGCUUUAUUUUUUAAUCACUUCCGGAUCCGGUAAACACCGAUGACGGCUGCGUGUCUUAUUCCUCCGUGAAACCAGGAUAGCGGUGGCCGGUUAUUCAAACCCUGACCGGCGCGGAGAAAUGCGGGUCCGGUCUGAACAGCCAGGCGGGAGCGCGCUUGAGAAUAGCGGUGCGCGGCGCGGCCGUUACAUGGUCUGCUGCUGCCCUCCCUGCUUUUCCACUCGCGCUGUUUUUUUCACCGCCGGUCACCACACACACAACUCCCCUCCUUCCCUUUACUGCUGCUUGAGACUGAGAGCCAGUCAGCUGGGCCGCUGAAUGCUUUGGGGGAAGGACUGAAUUGCGCAUGCGCGUCUCUUUCGAAAAAAAAGCCAAAUAAUCGUUUCAUCUUGAUAUUAGUAGUUUGGAGAUCGUUUGACCCGAUAAUCGUAAUCACGAUUAAAUUUCGAUUAAUCGAGCAGCCCUAACUCACGUCACAUUUCUGUCUUUAGAUGUUUUAAUCUUUUACCUCCGUCGGUCAGUUGUUAGAGUAGAUUCCUCAGAUGUUAACAUCUUAACGCUCAUCACCUCACUGGAGUUUUUAAUACAUCAGAUCUAUCGCUCACUAUCGUUUAGUCGCCUUCUAGCAUUCUUCAGUUUGAGGUCCCACGUUGCUCUCGAGCAUAUUUCAGAACGAAGUGAAGGUUUGUUUGUACAGGAAUCCAGCCACGCCCCCUAACCUUCUUAAGACUGUGGGCACGUGACGGCAAAAACAUAUAUAUUUAACUCUAUGCAGUAUGGAUGUGUAAUUUAUGUAAAUUAAUUAUAAGAUCGUGUAUCUAUGAAAAACCUUGAAAACUGAAGUCUUAUAAUCUUAACAUGCAAAACACAACAAACUAAAAAACUAAAGCUAAAGUCAACACGCGGGCAUUAAGACAAACAAUCACAGAAAAAAAUGCAUUUUUGCACAUUCGAGCAAGAAUGAAAAGUUAUUUGCAGUCACGAAAACACAACAUUCAGUUCUGUCGACCCCGUCACUGGAUGAGUUCUUCUUUUUCCGGCGGUUUUAAAGUUGUUGGUGACGAAUGGAUCCUCUCACAUCACAGCAGAGGACCACGAGAGUAAUGAGAUAUUCUGUUCGGGUACCUGUUCCCCAGUCGAGGGCGUUUAGGUCCUUUCUGGCCACCGACACGUUUCCUGCUCCCCUAUUUCUAACAAGAAUAAUCUCAGCAGAGAGAUGAGGGGUCAAACCCUGAAGCGUCUCGUCUCCCUGCCACGACCAAAUUGAAAUUCUCUUUCGGAAAUGCCCGCGUUCUGAAAAUGACAACAGACGACGCUGUUGUUAAAAAGCUUGGGAAUGACUAAACGACAGGUGGCGCCUUCUUCUCCUCCUCCUCCUCAGAUCCGCCUCCUAUUAAAGGACAGUGACGUUUUUACGGUUUGAAAAUGGUUCGUGGAAAAGUCCAGCUGCAGAAUCCUGGAGAGGCAAUUUUCUGUUGCGUCUCCCCACGUGUUAAAAGAUUUAAAACCUCCAGUCGAAGGCAGGUUCUUGAUCUCUAACUCUGCAGAGACCUUUCGGGGGGGUUUCAGGAAGUUUACAGCCUGCACUGUAAUAAUACAUUGAGGGAAUAUGAAGUCUUUCAUAUCAAAAUGGAAACCAAAUCAAUCAAAUAAUCCUCUAAAAUAAGACAAAGAAUUUAAAUCUCUAUUUUCAUGCUUACACCAAAUGAAUCUUUUUGGGGGCAAACACUUCUCCUCUUCAGGGAAACGUUUGCUUCACAAAACCUCAGUUUGAAGCCAAACACCUUAAAGAAUAACUUCAUUAUGUCAGAAUGUCAUUCACAUCAUUUUGCCUUUUGUUUCUGCUCAACGCACAAACAUCUUUAAUCUUUUAAUCACUUGUGUCUUCGCUUGUUUUUCAAACGAAUGUUUUAUCAAUUUGAAAAGUUUCCGUUCUGGAUAUCUAUUUUCUUUCUUCAGCGAUGAAUUGUUUUAAGUCUCUGCCUGUUGUCCUCAUUGAUUGUGUUGGACUUUUGCGUCACCAGCUCUGUGACGCUUUGUGUUGUUUUUUUUGCAUCUUUUUGCUUUAAAACACUUCAUGUGCUUUACUCGCUCGACUGCUGUUAUCACUCAGAGACUUUUUUUUUUGUCUCUACAGGCCAAUCUGAGUCUCUCUCUCUUUAUCGCCAUGUGCUUUCACUUUUUAAAGCUGCAUUGUUUUUCAUGUUUAACCUGUAACGACACUCCAGAAGCUUUUCUCAACCCAAAGUUCAAACUGUGGAGUUCAGGCUCUGGCUUCAUAUCAGAGCAACGAGCUGAAUCGACCAUUAGACACUAAACGGUACAGUUUCACAAGCGAUCAAAUCAAAGACAGAUUGUUUCCACUGGGGAAAGUAAAGUCAAAGCCUCGAUUCCAAUCAGCCACACAAGCUGCUUCCUGACUCUGAAGCUGAAGGACACACUGGUGUUUUUGCAUGUUUCUGCUUUCAUUUUACGUUUCCUCUGCAAUUUCACGCAAAUUAAUUUCCUUUCAAAAAAGAACAGAUGUUUUUAAACUUCAUGAACAUCAGGUUGUAGAGAUCCCAGGUACAUUAUUUUGUCGUGUAAUAAUAACUAAGAGCAGCAGUGCCAUGCGACGGUGAAAUACACAUAAGCUAACGUCGUUGUUUCAAAGGUAGAAAAACACUAUUGUACAAAUAGUGUUGCACUGAUUUGGUGCAUUUUACUACGUGGAUGAAAAUAUGCAAAGACGCUGGUAUGUUCCUCUCGAUGCAGUUAGAUCGGACCAGUGCAAGGUGAGAAUGUGGGUGAACAUUGAGUUAAUUAUAAAAAGCUGUAAUCACACACACACACACACACCUCAUCACCACAGUGACCCAGUCGUGUGUCAUCUCUCCUCCACCCAAAGACUGUUCUCCUCCCUCGCUCACCUCAUCAGUAUCUCCCGUCGGGGGGGUCCACCGUUCACACGACCCUGAGCACUUUAACGAAGCAGAACCUUUAUCUCGAGAUGCUGAUGUUGGAGCGAGCAAUAAGAGGCUUUAAUGUAACGUGCACGUCACAGGGGAAAAAGGAAUGUACUGUCAUGGUGUCGGGCCUUGUCAAAGAAAUGGGUUUGUGUUUUUGGUCCUGACGUAAAGAGAAGCUGGGAUUUCAGAUUGUUUGUGAAGGCCUCGCGAUGACUGAUCAUAUUUCCCUUUAUUUCCCUCACGAUCUGUUUGUCUUCAUGUUUUUAUUGAAAUUAUGUGACAGUUUCCUUUGUGCAGUUUGACAAUUUCAAUUUUGCAAUAAUGAAAGAUAAUUUUUUACUAAAUGUACACAUGACUGGGAAAUAUAUAUAUAUAUAUGUAGUAUAAUUAGAGAUAAUUAUGUAUUAGAAAUGUAUUAUGAUGAUCUGAACGAUACGUGUGCACUUUCUCUCUGAUUAAUCUUCAGCUUUUAGCAUUCCAUUCCUGUAUCGACCAGUGAAAAUUAACAACCAGAGGUGAAACUACGUCAGAAACUAUAUAUACAGAAUAAAAGUUUUACUUUAUAGCA